This is a messenger RNA of Acanthamoeba castellanii str. Neff, 1926 nucleotides long. RefSeq names its product Nin one binding (NOB1) Zn-ribbon family protein. Gene Ontology annotation, molecular function: RNA endonuclease activity. Gene Ontology annotation, biological process: maturation of SSU-rRNA. The coding region runs from base 1 to 1926 and encodes 641 amino acids. Gene Ontology annotation, cellular component: preribosome, small subunit precursor. Lineage: Eukaryota; Discosea; Longamoebia; Acanthamoebidae. The transcript has 7 exons. The record is from RefSeq and is a predicted model, not a curated record.
AUGACCCGCUGUGGCACUCCCUGCUGGACCGCGACACAAACCAUGGAUAAGCCCGCCCCCGCCCCUCUCCGGAACUGGUCGGCGGUCUUGAGCCAGCCCGCCCCACCGCGCAAGCCGGUCGCGCCUGGACCCAGGCCAGUCAGCACGGUCGUAACCGGAGCGCAGCAGCCAUCUGCGCAGCCUCUCUCUCCAUCCGAGAUUAAAUUGGAAGAUGGAGAUGUGAAGAGCAGCAGCGGUAAGUCGCAGAAGUUGCCCAGCCGACCUUCGCUUGUGGAGCAGCAUCUGCAGCACCAGCAGCCCAAGCGCACCAUCCUGGUGCUGGAUUCGGGUGCCAUCAUCAAGGGCGUGCGCGUAGAGCGCCUGGGUACCGAAUUCUGGACCAUCGCCGAGGUGAUUGAGGAGAUUCGGGACCAGAGGGCUCGCGGCUACCUGCAGACCUUCCCCUACGAGAUCAAGACCACUGAGCCCGACCCCAGGGACAUGAAGGCUGUGGUCGAGUUUGCCAAGAAGACAGGUGACUACGCCAGCUUGUCUGCAGUCGAUAUGAAGGUCAUCGCCCUCACGCGCACCUUCGAACGCGAACACAACGGCGCCGACCACCUGCGCGCCGCGCCUCUCCCGCCCACACUCGUCGCGCGCAACAAGAAGACGCAGGCCGAGAAGCAGCAGAGCUCCAACGCGCAGUGGGGCGGCAACGUGGUGCAAACCGCCGCGCCGCAUUCCGGCGGUGGUCGCGGAGGCCGCGGUGGCCGGGGAGGUCGUGGCGGCGGUCGCGGUGGCGCACACCCGCACCCGCACGCUGGUGCUACCGGCGAGCCGGAGGCCAAGGAGACGGCGGCUGAGACCCUUGUCCCGGCGGCGGAGGUCGCGCCCGAAACUAAGGAAGGCGAGGCAGGCGCGCCCACGCAGGUCGAGGAGGCGAAGAACGAAAACGACAAGGUUGAGGUGAAGGCGGAGGAGGAGGCAAAGAGCGAAAGCGGAGAGGAGGUGAACACAAGCGCGUCUGAGACUGAUACGACGGACACUGAGCAGGCGGCGCCCGCGAGCGAGACAGCUGCGGCUGCUACCACCGGAGCUCCCACUGCCGACAGUGUCACCACCACCACAGCGGUCGACGCGUCGACGCCACCGCAGCAGAACACAGAGGGACAGGCGGAGAAGACACAGCGGAAGCCGAGGAAGAAGAAGAACAACAACAACGGGCCUGCCCACGGCGCCACCCAGCAGCCGGGCAGCCACCCGUCGUCGCGACGCAACAGUACCACUCCGGCACCACCGGCGGUCGACGAUGACAACGCUGGCUGGAUCACGCCGGACAACAUUGGGCAGAUGAAGCGCUCGGCGUCCAAGGUGGCGAGCCUCGACGACCUGGCGCAGCGCGCCAAGGUGGGCGUGGCCUGCAUCACCACCGACUACGCCAUGCAGAACGUCAUCAUCCAGAUGGGCCUGCAUUUGCUGUCGACCGAUGGUAUGGUGAUCAAGAGACUCCGAACUUAUCUCCUCCAAUGCCAUGCGUGCUUCAAGACGACGAAGGAGAUGGAGAAGGUGUUCUGCCCGAACUGCGGCCACCAGACGCUGCGCAAGGUGCCCUACAUGCUGGACGAGCGCACCGGCCAGCCGGUCCUGCUGGCCAAUCGCGUGUCGCGCCCGGUGUCGGCCCGCGGCACCAAGUUUUCGCUGCCGCUGCCCAAGGGCGGCCGGCAAGAGCAGAAGCUCAUUCUGCGCGAGGACGAGCUGCUCGAGCAGACGCGCCGGCGGAAGAAGAAGAACAAGGACGGCGACGACAUCUUCGACGAGGACCAGAGCUAUCUGCAGCCGCGCGCCCAGAGCCAGGCCAAGUACGUGGUGGGCAAGCUCCGCAAGAACCCCAACGAGAGCCGCCACCGCACGGGCAAGCGCAAGAAGAACUCGGGCGCGCUCAACUAA